Guillardia theta CCMP2712 is the source of this 846-nucleotide messenger RNA. RefSeq lists its product as hypothetical. NCBI's taxonomy places the organism in Eukaryota, Cryptophyceae, Pyrenomonadales, Geminigeraceae. The record is from RefSeq and is a predicted model, not a curated record. The coding region runs from base 1 to 846 and encodes 281 amino acids. The transcript has 2 exons.
AUGGCGGACGUGACGUUGGUCCACCCUUACAUUGGUAGCUCUGCCGACCUGACCAAGUGGGGGGAGGUCAACCUCGACGCCCUCCAUGUUGCAGCGUCUGAGAAGAUUCGCAAACAUCGCGCUGCAUAUGCCAUGACUACUCCUCCUCGAGCGUUCAUCCCUCUUGCCAUCUCGACGGACGGUGCCCUGCAUCCUGACACCCUCCGCUUCAUCUGGUAUCUCGCGGACAUCAUUGCUCAGCGCUCAAUGCCUCUUGAGGAUGCGGCGUUUGGUCGGCACUUCGUGCCUGAUGACGGACCUGCUGCUGAGCGCUUGCGGGCGCAAGCACUUCUCGAGCCAGAGGACAGCUCCUCCUCGGACUUUGUCGAGUCGCCCGAGGAGUCUUCGCCGGAGGUCUCCGACUCCGAUGGGGGACACCCUUCGAGUGGCCCCGACGAUCGGCGCGGAGCUGGCGAGGCGUCUCCGUCCCUCACUGUGACGUCGGGUGCCUCCGGAGAGCUCGACACCACUGGGGUGCUUGCUGCUGGUCCGAGCUCGCCUGCUUCCUCCCCGGCAUCGGUCGGGUCACGCCGGUCCUUGGGCAUUGCCGCGGCGUCGCCGCCGUCACGGGCGGCUACCACUGACUUGGCUACCGCUGACUCGGAGGCUAGCGAGGAGGACUACCUCGAGCGGUACCGUGUUCAUGUGUCCAGCCUCCCUCCGUCCGCUGCCCCAGGCGGACCCCCGGGCAACGCCGGCUCCUUGUCGGCGGCUGCCCUUUCUCCGUCCGCGGCCGCCCGCUUUGUGGCGGCAGCGGACGUCUCGACUGACAGUGGUCAGUCGGCUGCCUCCGGGUAUCGCGUCUAA